AUGUCUCGGGCCCCGAUAUCCUCCCAUCCGCCAGCAGCUAGCCCUGCGAGAACUGCGUCGGCCGCAGACAUAAGCCCCGGCUCAGACGUGUCCCCCACGACCAUCGUCCCUGGCAAGGCCGUCGGCGAUGCUGUCGCCACGACACCAAAGUCAAACGUUGGUUACUUCACACCAGCAGUCACAACAGCAGCCCAAACGUCUACUCCUGGUACGUCUAUCGCUAGUACCAGCAUAGAGGGCCGACGCAGCGAUGGUCUCACGGACGCGUCUGGGGAAACGGCGACAAGCAGCCCCGUGACUGUCGCAACAUCCAGCCCAGCCCUGACGACGAGCACGCCGGUGCCAGAUCGACGUCCCAGCUCGAUCCUCGAUCUCGCGAGUGAAGGCAGUGGGAGGGCGUCCAGGAAGCCGUCAACGGCAUCUGUGACCUUCCUUCCAACACGACACCCUUCCUUGCCACAAGGCCAGCCCAAGCCGGGACGCAUUCUGUCGCCUGCUCCCAAACGGUUCCGGAAGCACGUCGGCUUUGACAACAUCCCGAUCGGAGAAGCGACAAAGUCAAACACGCUCGGCUACACACUGAGCAUCAGCCAUUAUGGCUACCAACCCCGGCGCCGAUCACGAACCAUGAUGGUCGGCAUUGACCAGAACAUAUACUCCGACUUUGCGUUGCAAUGGCUGUUGGACGAGUACGCAGACGAUGGCGAUGAGAUAAUCUGCGUCCAUGUUGUAGACAAAGAUGCGCGGACCGUCGAGGAAAAGAACUACAAGGCACGUGCCGAAAAAAUGGUGGAAAGAAUCAAGAGCAAGAUCCCCGAAAGCUGCGCAAUCAGCAUAAAACUCGAGUACGCAGUGGGAAAACUGCAUGCGACUUUCCAAAAGCUGAUUCAAGUCUACGAACCUUCUAUGCUUGUCGUUGGAACACGUGGUCGCUCUCUGGGAGGCUUCCAGGGCCUCGUGAACAAGAACUCAUUCUCCAAGUACUGCCUACAAUACUCGCCAGUACCGACUGUUGUCGUCCGUGACUAUGAGAAGCGCAAGAAGAAGAAGGACAAGAGAUCCAAUGACCCGGCCCGUCAUAGCUAUGCCAACAUGCUUGCAACGUCCAACGGCGUGCACGAGGCCAACAGCGAGAACAGCAGCGUGUACAACAUGGAGGCGAAGAUCUCUGCCGACGAGGAGGCGCAUAAGGUCGCCGCCGCCAUUGGUCUUCCGGCCGCUUUCGAUCCCACUCUCAAGCCAAUAGACAUAGACCAGUAUCUUGGACGCCGGUCACGCAACACAUCGCCAGCCAGGCCAGAGGUAGAGAGCACCACGAGCGACAAGUCUACGAUUCCGGGCAGCGUCGAAACUCCUGCAGCAUCGGUCGAUAGCGAAGACGACGACAGCGCCGACGACGACGACGAAGCCGAGUUUGAGGUGACCUCUGGCCAGCAGGCACUUCAAGAAGCCGCAGCCAAAGAAUCCGAGAAGGAGCAGCGUAAGAAGCUGCAUGAGAUGGAGAUGGGCGAGGCUCAUGCAUUAAAGCAUGUCAUAGAAAGCGAUGAGGAGGAUUAA
Molecule: messenger RNA, 1557 nt
Organism: Sporothrix brasiliensis 5110
Lineage: Eukaryota; Fungi; Ascomycota; Sordariomycetes; Ophiostomatales; Ophiostomataceae
Product: universal stress protein family domain containing protein
Exons: 3
Coding region: 1-1557 (518 amino acids)
Source: RefSeq, a predicted model, not a curated record